Messenger RNA from Branchiostoma floridae (Florida lancelet), 4708 nucleotides. Its product is annotated as gephyrin-like. The coding region runs from base 144 to 2129 and encodes 661 amino acids. The record is from RefSeq and is a predicted model, not a curated record. Gene Ontology annotation, cellular component: cytoplasm; cytosol; postsynaptic membrane. NCBI's taxonomy places the organism in Eukaryota, Metazoa, Chordata, Leptocardii, Amphioxiformes, Branchiostomatidae. The transcript has 22 exons. Gene Ontology annotation, molecular function: molybdopterin molybdotransferase activity. Gene Ontology annotation, biological process: glycine receptor clustering; molybdenum incorporation into molybdenum-molybdopterin complex; establishment of synaptic specificity at neuromuscular junction.
UACUUUCGUGUUGUUUCAGUAUUCCGUUGUCGUUUUUUCGCGGGCAUGAAAUGGUCUGCUGAGUUCUCGCGAGCAUGUGCGAGAUCUAUCAGUUUCAUUGAUUUGGCACGAGAUUUCGCAAAGGCUGCACGGAAGGAGCCAAAAUGGCGGCUCUGGAGGAGGGGGAGGCCGAGAUCAGGGUCACUGUCGGCAUCUUAACAGUGAGUGACAGCUGUUAUCGUAACCUGGCGGAAGAUAAGAGUGGACCCAACCUGAAGCAGCUAGUGGAGGACCCAGACAGGCUGGCGGGGAUUGUGACAGUCCAGAAGUGUGUUCCAGAUGACUUCCAGGAAAUCAAGGACACCCUUCUUGAGUGGUCAGACGUCCUGCGGAUAAACUUGAUUCUGACCACUGGAGGGACAGGAUUCUCCCCGCGGGACGUCACACCAGAGGCCACCAAGGAUGUAAUUGAGAAGGAGGCCCCAGGAAUGGCAGUAGCGAUGCUGAUGGGAUCCUUAAAUGUUACGCCAUUGGCAAUGCUUUCCAGGCCUGUGUGUGGAAUCAGGAAAAACACACUCAUUAUCAACCUACCAGGCAGUAAAAAGGGCUCACAGGAGUGCUUCCACUUUGUUCUACCAGCGUUACCUCAUGCCUUGGACCUACUGGCAGACCACAGACAGAACAUACAGGUCACCCACAAUGCCAUGAACACAGGGGACGCCAUGUCUGCCGCCGCCGAGAACAGCAGAACGCCGGCAGGCAGCACCGACUCCCCCGCCACAGUCAGUGCCACAUCUAUGCAUAGUACUGGGAGUCAUGGAAGCAGUAGCAGCAAGGAAAGUCACAAGCAAAGUAGGAUAGACAUAACCAAGGUCGCCAGGAGACCCAGGUCCUCGCCGUUUGCCAUCAUCCCAAUGGAGAAGGCCAUAAACAUCGUGCUGGAUGAGGCUUAUACGCUGGGCACAGAGAUAGUCAACUACAGAGAUGUGCUGAGUCGGGUGCUUGCCCAGGACGUGUAUGCUCAGGACCCCCUCCCACCUUUUCCUGCCUCCACCAAGGAUGGAUAUGCUGUGAGGGCUGCUGAUGGACACGGGGACAGGGUAGUCAUUGGUGAGACGACUGCUGGUGGACUGCCUGAGUGUGAGGUGACCAGUGGCCACGUGAUGAGAAUCACCACUGGAGCCCCCCUGCCUGAUGGAGCAGAUGCUGUGGUACAAGUGGAGGAUACAGAACUGGUCAAGGAGGCUGAUGAUGGUGCUGUGGAGGUCCAAGUCAGGAUCUUAACAUCAGUCAAAAAGGGACAAGAUGUCAGGCUAACAGGGAGCGACAUUAAGAAGGGAGAGCGUGUCCUUGAGAAGGGGAUCCGCAUGGGUCCGUCUGACGUGGGUCUGCUGGCAGCUGUGGGGGUGACGGAGGUGGAGGUGUACAAACUGCCUAUAGUGGCCGUCAUGUCCACUGGGAAUGAGCUUGUGGACCCAGGCGAGCCUCUCCAACCAGGACAGAUCAGAGAUAGCAACAGGGCCACUCUCCUGGCAGCCCUGCAGGACCAUGGGCUACCCACACUGGACAUGGGCAUUGCUCCUGACAGUCCAAAUGAGAUGCUGCUAAUGCUUCAAGAUUCCCUGAACAGAGCAGAUGUGAUUGUUACAUCUGGAGGUGUCUCCAUGGGGGAGAAGGACUACCUGAAGCAGGUGCUGGAACUGGACCUUAAUGCUCACAUCCACUUUGGAAGAGUGUUUAUGAAGCCAGGGAAACCAACAACUUUUGCCACAAUACAGUAUAGUAGGCAGAAGAAGUUGCUAUUUGCAUUGCCAGGGAACCCUGUGUCAGCUAUCGUAACUUGUAACCUGUUCGUGGUUCCAACGCUGAGGAAGAUGUCAGGGUUCAUGGAACCUAAACUCACCACUGUCAAGGCCAUGCUUUUGUCCGACCUGAAGCUGGACCCCAGACCAGAAUACCACAGGGCUGCCCUUUACUGGCCACCAGACGACCCUAUUCCACUGGCUACCAGUACAGGAAGCCAGAUGAGUAGCCGGUUACUGAGCAUGCACAUGGCCAAUGCCUUAUUGGUGCUACCCCCUCGUACCGACCAGCGGGCCAUGAUGCGAAAGGGAGACCUGGUCGAUGCCAUGAUCAUCAGCAGGUUAUGAGGUCGGCUGCCAGGCUGCCUUCUUCCACCCUAAAGUUGUGUACAUGGCAGUUUGGCUGGCAGAUGUGCAAGCCUGGCUCCUGUCCGAACCUGCAGGUGACUGUGUGGACUGUAAAAGGGAUGAUUCAGACAUCCCCAUCACACACACACACAUAGUGGUGAUGGCAGAAGUUUUUACCUCAUCAAGUUUACAUGGGCAUCCAGAAACCAGUACCUACACACCCCAUGUACAUUCUAAAGCACAGGGGUCAACUGCUACAGUUGAGGGUUAUUGAGGUAUAUAAGGAUGCAUUGUACAAACUUGUACUUGAUAAUCUCAGUGCCAUUGUAAUCAAGACACCAGAGGACCUUGUCUAGAGUAUGUCUGUCUGCUCUUGUGGGAGGUGAAGCAUGAUAUAUGAACCCCCCAAAAAUAAAGGGUCUACAGAAACAUACUGUAACAGUUGAACUGAAAGUCUACAUAUAUUAUAUACACCCACUGAUAGCUUUGAUCAUUGUCAAGCACAUCACUGCCAAUGACAGACAUGGUUACUAAGGUUUUGAUGUGUUGGAAAUUUUAACAAACAGUACUCCUUAAUUGUGAAGCUGAUUUCAUGCCUUCUGAGGCAACAACAAUAGUCAGAACACAAAGUGAAUGAUGUAGACCCUUCUCUGUAUGAAAGCAGUUUCAGUAUAGUGUAAAAAAACAUAGGGCUUCCUCUCCCACAAACAAGGCUGUGGUCCCUCUACCAAUAAACCAACUGUCUUCAUGGUCAACUCUCCGCCAACUGCAACCUUAAACCGGAAGGACACGGUAGAUCAGAAAAAGGAGGUUUUAAAGGGGAAGGAGCAGCAUCUUUUGGUGCGGGUAGCUGUACAUAUGAGGAGUGCGUAUGAGCGCAACACGGGUACUGUAUAGGAACAAGUUUAGGAAUGGUGAGGGUUGUGUGAGGACUUUAGAAUGGUAGGUUUAUGGGAGCUUUAGUGGGCUUUUUGAACAUGGUAAGGUUUGAGUGGCGUGGCAAAAUUAACAACAGCAGCUAAAUCUUUUACAAGGUCCUGAUCAAGAAGGUGACCGUUUCCAUGUUUACCUUUUUCUCCAUUUGGAAGUCUUUAAUAAGGAUGACCACAUUGUGCUGGAGCCUCUCCGCACAAAAGAUCUGAUACCAAAGCAAUCAAUGCAUUUAGCAAUUGCUAGGACGGUUGACUUUUACGGAAUGGCAUUAAGAACAGAUUGGUGACGGGAGGAGAGUGGUGAGAAUCCAAAUACCGUACGUAACUUUUCCGUAGUGAUAGAGACAGCAAGCUGUCUACAGUAAUGGUGGUGUUAACUGAAAUAGGAGUCAACCACGUUGAAAGCUUAAAGAAACCUAAGGAGUGGAAUGAAUGUUUAUGCACCAAUCAAAUAGCAAAUACUCUACCUUGCUGUAUGUGUAACUGACAGUCAUGUUUGAAUUGAAAAGACUACUAGGUGAUUUGCCCAUACAUGAUGUGAAAUGGACAGUGUGAAUGUAGGUGCCAAGAGUUCUUAUCAUUUGCCUUCAGGUCUACGUAUUUUGACACUCAGUACUUGAUAUUUCCUCUUGUAAUGUUCAACUGUAACCUUCUAGAAGUCGAAGGGGCUACACAAGUAGUUGUAAGUUGUUUCCCCACCUAGGCCAGUCAUGUGCUGCAGUCUUCUAGUCUUCUUUAGAGUCAUCCUUGUAGGUCCAUGGUGUGAGGCUGUACAGAACAGUGAUGAUGUGGCACUAGUCUCUAGCACUAUCCAAACAAACCCUAAAUGUAGUGACAACAUACAUCCUACCAUCCUCUCAACACCAGACAGCAUAGUUCAGUCACAUGGACUUUCUUUUGAUGUUGUAUGGCAUUGAACACUUCAGCUAGGUGUCAGAUAGAUGUAACAUCACAUUUUGUAGAUUUGUACAAGCAAUAAGAACUAGGAGACCAAUUUUUCACUUUGCAAGACUUUGUUCAUUUUUGAAGAAAAAAAUGUAAAGCCACACAGAAUGCUGGUCUGGUAGCUCUUUGGAUCUUGGUGGAUCAGAUUAUCAAUCUUCUGCCAUAGAUCAAAUGACAUAAAUGAAAAUGUUUUGAAAUAGUCUGAUUCUUCUGUGUUACAGAACCUAACUACACCAAGGUAAACUCUUUACCAUGUUUGCGACAUAUUGAUCAAAGUGUUGUUGGAAAGUCCACAGCUUUAAUCUUUUGCAUUAUUUGACUCUGAACGGAUCAUUCACAGAGAAAAAAAAAGCUUAGAAUGCAAAAUUCCCAUGAAGAUUGGCAAUGGAAUGUCUGGUCAAUACCUGCAAACUUGACCCGCUUUUGUUAUGUUGUUGAUUUUGAAAGUUUGGACCAUUACUUUGAAGUGUUUAGCAGCCCCAAAAGGCUGACGACUUUUCCGAAUAUCAAAACAAAUAUAUUGGAUUUCUCCAAAGAUCUCUGUGCCAAAAUUCAUCUUUGUGCCAUAUUUCAAGAGUAGACUAAUGGAAGUAGGAAUGAAUCAUUUCCUCAUGGCUGACAUUAGAUUCUGCAGGUUCCUGCUAAGGGCUACAUCAAUAGAAUUUUAAAAAAUUGGGUUCGGAUAAUAAACUACUAACAGGA